Molecule: messenger RNA, 651 nt
Organism: Desarmillaria tabescens
Lineage: Eukaryota; Fungi; Basidiomycota; Agaricomycetes; Agaricales; Physalacriaceae
Product: putative oxalocrotonate tautomerase
Exons: 4
Coding region: 31-444 (137 amino acids)
Source: RefSeq, a predicted model, not a curated record
AAAGGUGCUCUACAAACCGUAUUCACGAACAUGCCUCUUCACCGCUUCUACAUUCCUGUCGGAUUCUAUUCCAAAGAGGAUAAAGCCGCUGUUGUCAGAGCCGUCCAGCAGUGCUAUCCCCACAUACCCAAAUUCUACGUCGUCAUAAUCUUCAUCGAGGUGGAUAAGGAGAACUUCUAUGUCGGAGGGGAAGCCACCGACAACUUUGUCCGCAUAGUUGUGCAUCACAUGGCCGCCCAUUUCAGUGAUGAACGCAAGAAAGAGUUCAACGAGGAAUACAACAAGGCAUUGGCACCAUUCAUCAAGGCAAGAGGUGCUGACUGGGAGAUACAGAUUGCUGAGAUGGAUCGACGCAUGUGGGGGAUAAAUGGUAUAACCCCCCCACCGCGAAACUCGGAAGCGGAAGCGGUCUGGUACAAAGAGAACAGGCCCUCGGAAUACUAGAUUCUGUUAAAUGAAUGAUUAACCAUGCAUAACACACAAACAUACUUAACGGUCCAGACUAUAUUUGAUGAAAUCUGAUUCUUCAUAUUCGAGUUUCUAUGUCCGGGACUCUGGAAAGCGACUUUGAACGGUUAGCGAUGGUCCUAUUGCAUACGAUCAACAGUUUUGGUAUUCCAUGCCCCUCUGGAUAGACUCGGGACAAAUAAA